GAGCAAAAGGAAGACAGAAAAGAGGCACAGCACAAGCAGAAUCAAAUAAUCAAAAAGUCAUCGCAUCGUCCAUGGCUUCAAAUACUACUCGUAGAUUCUUUCAUCGUUUAACGUGAAAAUAUCAGUGAAAAACUAGUGAACAUAGUUAAAAUUUCCAUAAACAUUGUCACGAUGAGGUUGAUUGUAUUUGUGAUCGCCCUUGCGGUGUUGUUUUCAGCUUCGGAAGCGAAGAGAAAACGAAAAUUUGAAGGAGACUUUGAGUUUGCCGAAGAGGACGAAAAUAGGUCUAACAAAUCAGAAGAAAAGAAAAGAUGGAUACACGAUCCUUCGAGCGAUCUGUGUCGACCGUUGAACUGCAAGAAAAAAGAGAUCUGCCUGCUGGAGGAUGCCUUCACAGCGGUCUGCGUAUCCAAAAAGGAACUCAAGAAAAACGGCGAUAUUGUUGUUCCAAAAACGGCAGCUGAACCAGACGAAUCAAAAGACGAUGAAGACGAUGUAUUCUAUGACACUGAAGACGACCUAGAAAGCGACAGUGACGAUUCAUUAGAUUCUGUAGUAUGCAAGCCUUGUCCAGUUGUAAAACCAAUAUUUUUGUGUGGUUCAGAUAACACGACGUACAGUUCCCUAUGUCGACUGGACUACCAUAACUGUAUCCACCACUCAAACAUUAAAGUGGGAUGUAAAGGCUUCUGUCCCUGUUCAGAUGAUGACUACAAGAGAAAACAGAAGCAAUCAGAAAAACUGAAUACUUUCAUGAACAAAUAUAAAGCUACGUUAGAUAAGACAGGUACUGGUGGAUCUAUUAAUGGAGGAAAGCUUAACAAAAAUCCUUCAAAAUCCGAAUUAUAUACGUAUACUCCUCAGGACUUUAAAUACGACAACAAACAUUACAAGUACAUCAAAUAUACAAAGUAUAAUAAGGACAAUAAUAUUUUAUAUGCAGAAGACAAGGAACGACUUCGAGGAUACAAUGAAAUUUUGGAUAACAAAAUCUAUAGUGGUCCUAUACUUGGAACUCCAAUUUAUCCCCCCAAGCAGUGUUCUCCAUCGGCAUUGCAGGCUAUGGGAAACAGACUAUUGGACUGGUUUUCCGUUGUUAUGUCCGAUGCAACGAAAAGACGAAGAGCAAAAGUUAAAUCCAAAGCUCACUUCCCCGCAACGUGUAAAGGCGAAGUAAGAUGGAUGUUCCAGCAUUUGGACGCUGACGGUGAUGCUAAGCUUUCUCUACAAGAACUUUACGACUUAGAACACGAUCAAAGCGAAGUUUGUUUGAAACCCUUCCUGCAGCAAUGCGACAUCGACAGAGACGUCAUCGUUACUCCUUCGGAAUGGUGUAGAUGUUUCCAGCGAACAGAAAGGCCUUGCGCUGCGGUCAAACGCAAGAUUACUGUUGACAUGCUUGGAGUGUUUGUUCCUGAGUGUGACAACCAGGGGUAUUACUUACCGAUGCAAUGUCAUAGUGCAAUAGGAAUGUGUUGGUGUGUCGAUAAACAUGGCGUCGAAUUUGCAAAUACUCGCACACGCGCAAAACCCAACUGCGACACCAUCAUGAACAAAUCCAGCUUGGAUUAUUCCGCAAAGCAGAUGAGCAAUAGCGUGGACAACUCCAGCGAUGACGAAGGCGGAGAUGAUUCUGGAGAUCAAGAGAUCGAAGGUAGCGCCGACCAUCCCACAGACUAUUAGAAACUAAGUUGAAACUACUAUUGAUAGUAAAACAUAAGAAAAAAGGAACAACCAACACCUUAUUCCGUUAAAACGCCUGCUACUUAACUUAAAUCUUCAUUAUGACCUAAUUUGUACGGCUUAGAUACUUAGAUAUUUUUUAUAAACGACGAGAAAAAGUUACGAAAACAGUAUAAUUUCUGCAAUAGUAGCUUUUAUGGUUUUAAAGGUCAGAUUGUGACUUCGAAAUCAGCUUUUAUUGAUAGUUGUAAACGUUCGCAACUACAUACGGUUGUUACUCAAACAGUUAUUAGUACAGUUAAGAUUAAUACGAUUGAUACUUUACAGUAUCAAAUAUUAUGGAUACCUCGAGAAGAUUGGAUCAUGAAAACAAACCUAAGGCUGAUAUUCAUUUUUACACUAUUCAAUUUAUUAUACAGUCUUAAGGAAAUCGUCCAUUAUUAUUUAUUUCCUCUAAAAGGUAAUACUUAAAUCAUUUAAAAAUAUGUUAUAAUCGAGUUGGUUGAACGAGAGAAGCACUGUCUAGUUUACUAGUUCUAGUCCAAAUAUGCUACGACAACAGAAAUAUACAGGGUAUUGCUCUAAGACUGGUUGAGAUCUGAAAAUUACAUUUGGUGGGUUUCAAAAGGUAGUUAUUGAGCAUUUUUUGGCAAACAAAUAACAAUUUUAUAUUCAUCAUUGGCGUGCCUAAGGGUAAUGGUCUGAAUUUUUUAAAGAAAAAAAUGGUACGCCACUGAGAUAUUUCAAAUUAAAAAUUAUUUUUAUAUUCCAUGUUUAAUUUACGAAAAAGGACCUUUCUUGUAUUUUUUUCCUAUGGUGCACCGUUUCUAUGCGAAAAAAUAAAACAUAUUCGAGCGUAUUUUUCAUUUCUUAAUACAUUAUCAAGAACUCUCCGAUAUAAUAAUACCAAAGUAGAACAAUAACAGAAACUAUUACUAAAAAAUGUUUUAACUAGGUGCAAAGCUACAACAAAUGUUCAAAAUUACUUCCUUUACUGACGAUUAAUUUAUUGCUUUAAAACCAGUUGAGAUAUGCAAAUGAAAUUUGGUAGGUUUUAAGAGAUAGUUAUUGCGGAUUUUUUGACAUAAAAUUAAGAAUUUUAUAUUUACCAUUAGCGUGCAUACGGGUAAUAUGAUCGGUUAUAUUACACGUAUGCGCGCUAGUGGUGAAUAUUAAUUCUUAAUUGUAUGUCAAAAAAUGUGCAAUAACUACGUCUUAAAACCCACCAAAUUUCAUUGGCAUAUCUCAACCGGUUUUAAAGCAAUAAAAUAAAUCGUCAGUUUGUAAGAAAAAAUUCAACAUCCCGUAUCUCGGAAACGAAACAUUUGCAAACAUACGUUUAUAAAGUCAACUGUCAUUAUUUUUUCAUGCAGAAUUAUCCCUUAAAGUUUGUCGCACUUUAUUAGAAAUACCGUGUAUUGAUGAAGAACAUGUCUAGUUGUUAAAGGACCUAACUUUUUUAUUAUCCAACAUAAACGAAUAAAUAAAAAAACAGAAUGUUAAGAAAACCUGAGGCUAUAGUUGGAUUUUAAUUUCAGUAUUCUAUGAAUCUUCCACAGGGUGAUGCGAACUUUGAGAAAAAAACACAGUUUGAUUGGUACACCCGGUAUACAAUAAAAAAUUUACUUAUUUAGCAACAAUAUUAUUACAGUGGUAUUGUUAAAGAAUCAAGCUAAAACAUUGUCAAAAAAUCACUUAAAUCGGCCAACAGGUUUAGGAAAUAUGAGACAUCAAAAAUGACCAAAUUUUUAAGUGGGCCGACUUCUAUGCACGCAAGUUUAUUGCGACGUAUUUUCUCGAGGUUCUGGACAAGACUUUUACGUCCCCUAUUUUAGAAACCGAUAAAGAGACCAACCAAUCCAUCCUACUCCUACUACGAAUAACGAACCAUCUUAAUUUAAUCAUCUAAGCUACUACUGCCAGUAAUUGUACAGGCGAGACAGAUUCUGUUUUAGUUUUUAAUAUUUAUUGUAGUUAAUAUAAAAUCGACGUUUCGAGAAACUUGAAACAUUCCACAUACAGGGUCUCACAAAAAGUUUUACACAUUUCAUCGCUUGAGAUAAUCAAUUGAAAUUUGGACAUGUAUUACUUUCACAUAUUAUGUAUUUAGAAUGAUACUACGGUUAAAACUUUUUUGGACGUCCUGUAUAUAGCUGUCGUGGAGCAGCAAACAAUUUCCAAAAAUAUUAAAUCUUAGUUAUGUGUUGUUUACAAAAAUACUGUUGUUCGUUCCGCUAUUUCUGUACAAACUUUAUGUACAAGUUGCCAGAAAUAUCCGGAAACGUCAAACUUUGUUUACCUACGCGACGUUGUCAGGGUUUCAAAGGGUUUUCGUUUGUACCUGUUUCACAGUAAAAUUUCCUUUCGCUUGCUUUUGAAUUUAAAACAUUGUGUAUAAUUUCACGGGAUUCUUCAGUUAGUGGCCUAUUUUUAACUGCACUUGUAAUAUUCAUGUUUAUUAAAAAAUAUGAAUUGUAUUCUAAAUAAACAACUAUUCGACGAUUUAUGAGGCCAAACCACUGAUUUCGUGCACAAUGCAUUUUAAAUGGAUGUUUACAAUUUGCACCAACGUGUUCAACAAAGUUUUUCAUCGAUUGUCAUUUGUUUCGAGCUUCUGUCAUAUGUUGUAUAAUCCGUGGAUAAUGUUAAUAUACACGGAUGAUACGACAUAUGACAGAAGCUCGAAACAAAUGACUGUGAAUGAAAAGCCCUACUGAAGUCCCCUAUUUGUGUUGAUGUUCUAUUAGUAACCACUUUGGAACACAUCAUGGGACACACGUAUGGGACGUGACAGACACUUUAUACUAUUCUCUAGCUUUUCAGGUGGAAAGUAGGAUACCUUUUAUAACAGCUUUUGGCGAAUUUUGCUCCAAACAAAUUUGUAUUUAUUUUAUACAUCCAACCUAGCUUAAACGAAUAUAAUUUCAUAUUUUUAAAGUAUUUUUUAUUUUUGGAAAUUGUUCUGGAAUCACGAAGCAAAGUUUGUCUGAUAUAGAAAUGAUACAUUCCAUGCCAUUCCUAUUUUUUUAAGAAUUUACCAUAAACGCAUCUCCAUGUAGUAUUUUAGUUAAGUUUACUAUAGUUUAUUAUUGUAAAUAAUCUUAGUUUCUGAUAAGAUAUAUACAAAAAGAAGAGAAAUACGUCCUUUCAUGAUACAACCAACAAGGUGAAAUGUAUUUGGUAUUUAAUUCGAUAAGCUUUUGAUAUAUUUCAAUUCAACUCUCAUAUGUGUCAAUUAAACAUUUUCAGAUGCGCCAGACUAAUCAUCUAUGCCCCUCUACAAUUAAGUUUGUACAGUGCUUUAAAAUAAUCAGUCCAAUGGGUCGGCUGUAUAAUGACAUUUUCAUUUCUAAAAACGAUACGAACCGUCUCCGUGCUUCGGAGGGCACGAAACGCCGUUACUCCCCCUGGGCUAGUGUGCAUCGAUAGUAGUUAUCUGAAACAGGGUUAAAGAUGUAAUUGGCUCCGGAAUAAUCCGAAACGAGCUCGUCAGCAAGAAUGCCAUACGAUAUUAUUAUUAUUGUCUGUUCAGUUAUUUCUUAUGUAUCCUCAUUGUUCAGAAACUAUAAGAAUGAGCAAGCUUUAUAGAUGAAAAUAAUAUUUUCUAGAACAUUUAAACGAGGAUAAAAUAGGAACUUAUACUAUAAGCAGCGAGCAAAAUACGUGUUAACGAACAGCUGUCGGAGGAAAUUGAAAUUAGACGUGGGGUGAGACAGGGAUGGGUAUUGUCGCCAAUUCUUUUUAAUGCCUACUCGAAAGAGAUUCUGAAAAAGCUCUCGAGGGUGAAACAGCUGGAACAAAGAUAAAUAGAGCUUCCAUUAACAUUAGAUAGUAUAUGCGGAUGACACCUUAGCCGAAAAUAUGCAAGAUCUUCAGAGAUUGGUGACCAAGAUAGCGGGGCAACGAAAAGAAUACGGUCUAACAAUGAACGUCAAGAAGACAAGAUUUAUGGGAAUAUCGAAAACUUAAAGUAAUAACGUGAAUCUUCUAAUAAACGGAACCAAUCUCGCACAAGUAGCCAAAUAUCUUGGAACAAUAAUUAACUCCACAAAUGAUUACUUCCAGGGCAUCAAAAUCAGAAUAGAAAGGGAUAUAGCAAAUUUCAACAAAAUAAGAAGAGUGUUCUGCACAGGAGAUUUAAAGUUGGGGCUAAGAGUUAGGUUGGUAGGGUGCUACGUUUUCUAGUCUUUGUUUUAUGAAAUGGAAGCUUGGACCUUAAAUGCAGCAUCAAUAAAAAAAUCGGAAGCAUUCGAGUUGUGGGUGUAUAGAAGAAUUCCGAAAAUAUCAUGGACACGUCACAAACAAAGGGUUUCAGAUAAGAUUGUAUAAAGAAAUGGGAAUCUUAAAUACAAUUAAAACCGGAAAAUUUGAAUAUCUUGGAUAUAUUACAUAUGAAGUGAGAUACAGCUUGCUCCAACUGAUUAUGCAGGAAAAGAUCCAAGGAAAAAGAAGCACAGGGAGAAAGCUAUGAUGACUGCCGCCCUUCGUCGCGGAGAUGGCAGUUGAAAAAGAAGAAGACUUGACAAAAAGCAUAGAAGUUUGUAAAAGAAAGGGUACGAAAUAUAUAUUCUAUAAAGCCAAUGAUUACGACCACAAAAGUAAGGUUUCUUUUAAAAAUACUCUACGAAAAAUACCAUAACUGUAAAAAGAAAACCUAGUGAUUAGGUAGAAAGUGAAAUAAUAGAUACCUACUCAGCUAAUAAGAUUACUAUUUUGAUAUUGAGGUUGUGGGAGAAUCAAGGAAGAAAAGCGACCACAACCAACUACGCAAAUAAUAAGACACUAAAACAAAAAUAGAACAAGAAGUUGAAACGCGAAUAAUGGCGGGAAACAGAUAUAUUUAUUUGCAAGGCACCAUCUAAUGAAAUCAAAACUUCUCUCACGAGGUGCAAAAAUCCAGAUAUAUAAGACCAUAAUACGACCAGCAGUCGCUUAUGGAAGCGAAACAUGGACGCUAACAGAAAGAUAAGUAAUUAAAUUUCUGGUGUAGGAAUACAAAAUUCUUCGAGUGAUAUAAUGGCUCUUGCAGUGGAGGCACAUACACAACACCGAGUUAAAGCCUCUCUUCGGAAAGGUCAAGAUAUAAAAGGCUAAUAGACUAAGACGGUCAGGGCAUGUGAUACGCAGUGACGACAGUCGUCUUAUAAAUAAAUAUGUUUUGGGAAAGACCAGAUGGAAGAACAUGGAAGACAAUAGUAAGCGCGUCAUAGACUCACGAAGAGUUGUAACGUCCUCUAUAAUGAGCUUAAUAAAAAAAACAACGCAUGUUCAAUGUAAUAGAAAAUCAACGGACAAAAUUUCUCCUUGUUGGUCGAUUGUGUAAUGGUCGUAAUUUAUUUUUUUCUUUCGUUAGUUUAAUGGAAUAUCGCAAUAUUUAUAACAUGUAUCUUAUAUGGAUUCUUUUGGAGCAGUCAUUGCGUAUAUAGGUAGUAAAUAGUCAUGCGCAGAAGCUUCAUGUUCGUACUGUCUAAAAACAAUUAACAAUAUGGGGCGAUCUGCUAUUAAUGUCGUUUUUAUAUUUAGAAUUGUCGAAAAACAAUAUUUCCAAUAAGAAAUAACAAAUAAAACAACUAUAUUUAGAUAAAAGAAAUACCUAAAUAAAGAACUUUCCGACCGGUUUCGCAUACUACAAUUUGCUAUGCAUCUUCAGGUCUCCGGGAAGGUACCUAAAUAAUGUCGAUACAAGGAAUGUUGCUAUAUUUAUAAAAACGGAGACCAUGUAACUAUUGGUAGUGGAAAGAAAGGUAGAAGGACGUAGACCAAGAGGAAGAUCAGGAGGAAGAACAUGAUGGACAGACCAUAAGCCGACAAAAAGACGAAAGAAAGGGAGACCGAGAACGAGAUGGUUGGAUGACGUUGAAGACGACUUGAAAAUUAUGACGGGAAGGGCACAAGACCGGUCUGAAUGGAACUAUGUAGCUAGACAGGCAAAGACCCAGGCAGGGUUAUGAUGCCAAAAUAAGAAGAAUAUAAAUUGUUUACAUCUUCUUCUGUUAAAUUAUUUGUUUUUUCAUCAAUUGUUUUUUCCUUAAACUGCAAUAAGCCUCAACGAAGGUCAACAGUUUUCUAAUUAGGUAAUUUUAGGAUCUCUUCUGGUUUCAAACCUCAGUUGACUAGUGAAUUCUUGACCCACGUCACUUAAACCAUUGCAAUGGCAUAGAACGGGUAUGGCAGUCUCUUCUUCUAUUUCGCACUUGCUGUACCAUGGUUCAUUCGCCUUACCUAGUUUGUAUAGGUUUUUUCUUAAACUUAAGUCCAGUCACCAUUUCAGUGACCGUUUUGAUCUCUCGUUUAUUGAGAUUUAUCAAAUUGUUCGAGAGUUUUUUAUCAAUAUUCUUGAUUAUUUUUAGUCUGGAUUUGUCUUUGAUGGGUUCUCCAUUUUUUUAUGAUUCUUUAUCAGCCACUUGUGAAUCUCUUUUUUGUAGCCUCUUCAGUGAUGCCACAGAAAGGUUCUGGACCUACAAAGAUUUCUCUCGAGCCUUGUUUUUCCAACAGAUCUGCUCGUUGAGUCCCAUGCACACUUUGAUGACCCGGCAGUCCUAUUAAAGAUUUCUUUAUCUUUUGUCAGGUUGUUGAGGAGAUUUUUGCAGUUCCUUGCUAGUUUUGAUUUGGUGAGUCCUUUUUACUGCCAGAAUAACCGCUUGGCUGCCUGUGUAAAUGUUAAUUCUAUGAUUUCAUUAAUGCAGUCCACCAAAACUUAGAUCUAUACCUACUGAGCAAUUCUUAGUUGAACUUACAACAGUCAGUUGAAGAAUCAAGUUCCUAAAAUAUUAUGUGUAUCCUGUAUGGAUGUGAAACCUGGAUCAUGAAUAUGAUGAACAAAAUAGAAGCCUUCGAGAUGUGGUCAUAUCGUAGAAUGCUUAGAAUAUCAUGGGCUUAACGCAUUUCAAACAGAGAAGUCUUAAACACAAUAGGUCAAGGCGAAGGUGACUUGAUACACAUAAUAAAAAACAGAAAACAUGAAUAUCGGGGGCAUACCCAUAUAAUGAGUGGUAGCAGUUACUAGAUACUGCUGUUAAUACUCAACGGAAAGAUCGACCAAAAAGAGGAAUUGAUAGGAAGAAAUAUUCAUGGCUCCAAAACCUUCAUCAAUGGAAUGGCUUAUCAUUAGAUGAAUUGUUACAUGCCGCGGAAGAUCGAGAACGAUAUCGACAAAUAGUCAUGAAAGCUACCCAGGCCUAACAUUUAGGCAUGGUACCCGCUCAAAGAAGAAGAAGUCAACCAAAACAAAAACUUAAGCAUUGAACUUGUUAACUAGUAUACUCAUAAAUAAAAAAUAUUGUAGAUAUCAUUCCAUAUUAAGUAGAAUAAGUUUAAACAUUGUCUUUCUAGGCAAUGAUAAAUUUUGUAGUCUGUUAUUAAAAAUCCUGUGAGUGGUAAUCUUGAUCAUCUUUUUAUCGCAUAAUAGUCGGUGGACAAUUGUUAUUUAUAAAAACUAAAAUAAUAGUAGAAUAUCGCCCUGUACAUAUUUAUGCAUUAUGUGUUAGAUAUAUCAUAAUAUUAUUGUUAAAGUUAGAAAUUGUUUAUGUAUUUUGAUGUCCGUUUUUUUCCUAGUAACUAAAUAACUUCGUUUUCUGAUCAGGUCUGUACAUUAAUCACCUAAUAUUAAAGUGUACCGUGUAAAUAGAGAGAAUACUGGAGAGCUUGAUUUGUUCCACAAUUAAUUUUCAAUGCGAGAAUCAUCAAAGUUUUUCACAGCCAAUACUGUUGAUGAUUUUUCGAUUUUCAAAAACACCGAUAAGCUUUUUUUCAACGUCAUGAUGUUUUUCUAAAUAUAUCCUAUACAGUCAUAAGUAUGCGUUCUACUAGAAUCAGAUCUUAUCAAAAUUAAAACGGGUGAAUCGUAAAGCAUAGUAUUACAAUCUAUGUAAGAGACUCAUUAUUAGUCAGUUCAGCGGGAUGUUAUUGUUCGAGGUGUGAAAUUAUAUAAACCAGGGGUCAUUCCAGAAAACAAGUAGAUCCCUUGUUUAUGGAAUUUCAUACUUCGAACAAUAGUACCCCGCUUAGCUGAAUGUUUCGAACAAUAGUAAUGUAGUACUAUAAUAUAUCAGUUUUUGGCAAUAAUACGGAAUUGGAGGUACUGUCAAAUGAAUUACCUAAAUUAAUGAACGAACUACAAGAAAUUAACAAAACAUAUUAAUUAUAAAAGCAGUCAAGGCUGGUUUUUAAAGGUAUCGAUACAAUUUUCAAUUGUAAAAUUAUUUAAAUAAUCUUUCAAUCUAAUGUAAGGCAAAAACUUGUUAUAGAAGAACAUUUGACGGCUGUAAUCAAUGAUAAAUGAAGUAAGUCGAACCCGCUUAUUAGAAUACCAGUUAUAUAAAUAUCCCGGUUUAGAAAUUUGAGAAUCUGAAACGUUUCCUCUUACUCUCAUUACAUUAUAAUAAGUUUAUAUGUGCAAUCCUAAUGCAGGCUCCACACUCUCGGCGAAGUUACUUCGCCAAAGUUGACCGAAGUCCGAAGUACCUCUCUACACACUCGUUCUACUUCGCGAGGAAGUGCGAUACGGACAGAGUGGUGCGAUACCGACAAAGAUCUCUUCGACUCGGACGCGCCAGACCGACAGGGAAUGGAAGUAGAACGAAGUGAGGCAAAGUUGCACAAGGUGGCCGUCUACACUCUCGUAUUUGUUGAACCUCGAUCGACUUCGGCGAUAGCUCACAUAAACAUUUAAACGAAAUGGCAUUUGGCAAACUAAGCUACAGCUCCAAAUAACAAUGGAAAGACAAAUGUUGCACAUAAGACUAAUGGAUAAGAGUGGAUAAGACCGAAAACAAAAGUUAGGGAUGUUAGACAAGAAGUUGCCAAAUUGAAAUGGAGAUUUGCCGGACACAGUAUAAGACACAAAGAAGACCGAUGGAACAAAAUUCUUAUAAAUUGGAGACCGUGGGAAUAUAAUCGAAGCAGAGGAAGGUCCGAAAUGAGAUGGGCAGUUGAUAUCAAAAAGCACGUAGGCUCUAGGUGAUGACUCUAGCGACAGACAAAGAAAAAUAUUCGGAAGGCCUAUGUCUAAAGAUGGACCAAAGAAGACUAAUUAGAUAUACAAAUUUAAAUGAUGCCUGGUUUAUCAGGGCCUGUCAAGUAAUAAAUACAUACUUUAAAAAUGAAUAAACCAUUUUCAAUUUCGUUGCAACACGAAAAUACAGCCGCAUCAUUAUUCUAGUUCAAUCAGAGAGUGCAGCAAGCUUGCAGAAUAAUGAUGCGGCUGUAUUUUCGUGUUGCAACGAAAUUGAAAAUGGUUUAUUCAUUUUUGAUUUACAUGUUUACUCUGAUUGGAGUACGAAGGGAACCAUUCUCGUUGGAACUUUACCGCGCUGAGCAGAUGGGACGUGAAUUAUAAAUUAUAAAAUUCCUUUAUCUUCCUUAGUCUCAGCAUCCGUUAUGGCUUGCAAAUUGUAGAAGCCUCGGAGGUGUAACCAGAGAAGGUUCCAAUUGUUUUCAGUCCGGUAGGAUAUAGAGUAACAUUUUUUGAUGUUGUUUUAUGUGCUAUUAGAUUGAAAACUUAGUAUUUUAUUAAAUACUUUAUUACUUUGUUAUCAGCACCAAUUCGACACUUCUUCGAAACAUCCACAGGCCAUAAAGUACUUUUCCAUAAAGUACAUUGCCCGUUAAUAAAUUGUUAGAAACAGUUAACUUGGAAUUAAUAGAGUUAAUUUAGAAUUCAGCCAGAGACCUACGUGUUUGCAAGGGCAUCAUGGCAUCAUUCGAAGAAAAAAUGAUCUCACUUUAAAAGAAAAGGUUAAUAUAGUCGAAUAUGCAAAACAAUCAAAAUGCAAUCAAAUUGAAGUUUCUAAAAAAGUUUGGAAUUUCACUAGCACAGGUGAGCAAACUUUUAAAAAACAAGAGAGUUUCAUCAACGAAUGACGAGUAAUUCAAGAUCAACCCAAAAAUGAAAACACAGUAUGAAAGAUUCAGAUGUCGAACAGUCAUUAUCCGAGUGGAAUAUUGAGCAGAGGGCUGUCAUGGGGCCUAUCAGCGGUCCAGUUUUAAAAGAAAUAGUUGAAGACAUAGCUGAAAACUACCGAAAUAAAGCUAAACUAAACUAAACUACCGAAAUAAGCAGACGAGUAAGAAUUCGGAAAACUCUCACAUAUACUAAAAGACAAAAAGAUACCACAAUACCUUCGAACCAAAGUGUUCGAUUCUUGUAUCCUUCCCGUUCUCACUUACGGAGCUCAAACCUGGACAUUCACAAAAAUGAACAUGGACAAGAUUAGAAAAACUCAAAGAGCCAUGGAACGACAGAUGCUUGGUAUCUCACUCAUAGAUCGGCAAACAAACGAAGCAACCCGAAACAAAACAAAAGGGAUGCCGUGGAACAAGCGGCUAAAUUAAAAUGGAAAUGGGCUGGACACAACGAACGUCUCGAAAAUGGUAGAUGGAGCAAGGAAGUUGGAAACUGGCGACCGUACGAAGCGAAGAGACCAAGAGGAAGACCUCAAAUGCGCUGGAGCGAUGACAUCAGAAGAGUCGCAGGACCAAUGUGGAAACGCCUCACACACAACAGAGAUGAAUGGCGAGAAAUGCGAGAGGCCUUUAUUCGACAUUUCGAAUAGAAAAAAUUCUAUAAAAAAAUAGCUGAAAAUAUGGAUCAUGUGAACUUCAAAGCGUCAAAUGGAUGGAUCUGCAGAUGGAAAAGUCUGCCGAAAAUACUGGGAUUGACUCACUAGGCCGACAACUAUAACGUAAAAAUAUUACAGCUAAAAAUUGACAGGAAACAUCUUCAUGACGGUCUUGAAAGAAGAGAAUCUCUUAAAGAUAUGUAGAUUCUAAAGAGUCUAAAGUAGAGUAAGAAUCUCAAAGGAAUACGAAGACCUUCAAAAACAAAUUGAACUUUCGUCAAAUCUCAGAAAUAUUUAAUCAUUUAAGUUUAAAAAGACUCGUCCUGAGGAGUCGGAUCAACAAACUAUCUACAUUGUUAGGAUGUCUGCGGGAGAUAGUCUGGUCAAAUCCGUAUAUGCGCACAGAUAGUAAAAUUAGAAUCUACAAGACUUGCAUACGACCUAUCAUGACAUGACAUAUCUUACAGAAGUGCGCGAAGACACCAACACAACGAAACAGAUGCUAAGGGUUGCCGAAAUAAAAACCCUAAGAACCAUAGUGGGGAAAACAAGAAGAGACAGGGUGAGAACUACAAACAUUAGAGAGCAAUGCAAAAUUCAAGAUAUUGUAAGAUGGGAAAGGCAGCACAAGAGGAUGUGGUACAACCAUGUGAGACGAAUGGAUGAGAAUAGAAUAGAAAACAACCCGCCGGUUAGUUGGCAAUCUACCUCCCAGGAAAUUAAUCAGAGGCAGCUUCAGAAUUAAACAGAUCGAAAGAUCUUAAAGAAGUAAAAGAAGAAGUUUAAAAUGAGAUUUCUUCUGAUGUGUCCGAUAUAAAAAUUUGUAAAAUAUACUGUACACUGUACAUCAAUAAACUUGCCAAUUGCUUGCCCUUGUUAUAUAUUUUUGCAAUAAAAUCGAUAUCAUUAUAUUCAAAAUUGGCAUCAUUGACAAAACUAAACUAAAUUAUUAAUUAUAUAUUUCUUGUAUGUUCUAUCGAUACAUUGAGGUGAUGAAUUUCAAAGCUUUUUGUGUCUGUUAUAAGGCAAUAAAAGAAUUUUAUCGAAAACUAAUAAACUUUUUUCAAAAAAAUAUUAAUUCUCCAAUAGUUGAUACAUAUAAGCCGAUUUUUCUUGAGUUUAACUAUGUGCAAUGGAUGGUAGGAAGUUGAAAAAAAAUCUGCGAAAGUAAUAAUUUUUAACAAUUUGUGCAAUAUAAUGUUGGUAGUGAUUUUUUAUAUUGUAUGUGAAGUUUAGGACCUUUUAAGUUGGAGUUGUGUGAGAUGUUUAAUGAAUAUAUCAAAUUUACAUAUGUUUUAGAUGAUUCUAGUUGGACUAAGAAGUAAUCAUCAUACAGUAGCGUGCAUAUAAAAGUUUACUUAUUUAUUGUAUGUUUUCGAGACAUUUAAUAAAUUAGAUCUCUUACAUAUA
Molecule: messenger RNA, 13652 nt
Organism: Diabrotica virgifera virgifera (western corn rootworm)
Lineage: Eukaryota; Metazoa; Arthropoda; Insecta; Coleoptera; Chrysomelidae
Product: proteoglycan Cow
Exons: 10
Coding region: 172-1683 (503 amino acids)
Biological process (GO): establishment of protein localization to extracellular region
Molecular function (GO): protein binding; calcium ion binding
Source: RefSeq, a predicted model, not a curated record